Molecule: messenger RNA, 2229 nt
Organism: Cladophialophora yegresii CBS 114405
Lineage: Eukaryota; Fungi; Ascomycota; Eurotiomycetes; Chaetothyriales; Herpotrichiellaceae
Exons: 3
Coding region: 1-2229 (742 amino acids)
Biological process (GO): chromatin remodeling; regulation of transcription by RNA polymerase II
Cellular component (GO): SWI/SNF complex; nuclear chromosome; nucleus
Molecular function (GO): transcription coregulator activity
Source: RefSeq, a predicted model, not a curated record
AUGAGCAAUACUCCCGAUGGUGCGACUGCGGUGACCGCGCCUACGGAAUCAUCUGCCCAACCUCCCAGCAACGAAGAAAACAUCGCCCAAGGCAAGGAACGAGCCAAAGAAGUCCUCGCAGCUUCCGGUAUCGAUGUCACAAGGAAGGAGUCCAUCACUGAAACCAACGGCCGCGAUGCCAGUCCCGGGCCAACCCGAAAACGCAAGCGCGAGACUCCCAUUGAUCGCAUACAAGCCGCCGAGUACGUUGACCGCGAGUAUCACUACAAGGCCCUCUAUGCGGAUCAACUUGCCCAUCCGGUAAUAUCGCAACAAAAGAAGCAAGAGCUCGCGCUUUAUCAGGGCUUGCGACAGAGAAGAGAGCAUGACCCUGGCUCCAUUUUUGGCUAUGGUUACGAGGGGUUCGGCAAUCCAAGGACAGACGACAAAACUAUUCGCGACCCCGUCUUGUAUCCUCGACAAAGACGACCCGGCAAGAGAAAGACUCUACCGCCCCGAGUAUCGCGGCCGGAUCGGAACAUCCAGGCCGAACAGGGCGAGGAACUGGUACCUAUCCGGCUUGACAUCGAAUGGGGCAAGAUCAAAUUGCGCGAUACUUUCACCUGGAAUCUCCACGACCGAACGACUUCAAUUGACUACUUUGCGGAGAAAGUGGUUGAAGAUUUCGGGCUCGAAGUCCAGAACUGUCGUCCGCUUACCCAGUCAAUCGCAAAUCAUAUUCGUGACCAAUUGAACGACUACUGCCCUCAAAUCUACGCGGAUGACGAACCCUGGGAGCCAACCCUUCCAUACUUUGCGUACAAGAACGAUGAAAUGCGGAUUCUCAUCAAGCUCAACAUCACCAUUGGUCAAAAUACCCUCAUUGACCAAUUCGAGUGGGAGAUAAACAACCCCUUCAAUUCGCCUGAGGAGUUUGCGCGUCAGAUGACCAGUGAUCUAUCGUUGGCUGGCGAGUUCACAACUGCCAUUGCACACUCGAUACGUGAGCAAUGUCAGUUGUUCUCCAAGUCCCUACAUAUCACGGGCCAUCCGUUCGACGGCCGCCCCAUCGACGACCCCGAUUUGAGAGAAAACUUCUUGCCAACCCCGUUGCCGACUACAUUCCGUCCUUACCAGGCGGCCAAGGACUACACACCCUACCUGUACGAACUUAACGAGGCAGACCUUGAGCGAACCGAGCUAUCCAUUUCUCGGGAGCAACGUAGGCAGAAGCGCUCCACGAAUCGUCGGGGAGGUCCGGCGCUUCCUGAUCUCAAGGAUCGUCAACGAACGAUAAGAUCCCUGGUGGUGUCCUCGGUCAUUCCUGGAGCCGCCUUAACCACGGAGGAAAGCAGAAUAUUCCGGAUGCCGAAGGCCACCAGGAAGUCGGUGCGCACACAGCGAGACGGUUUUGAAGAUUCGGACGAAUCAGACAGUGACGACUCGGCCCCUGAUUCGCCUGCCAUUCCCGCGCAUCUGUUGCAAGGAGGAACAGCGCGCACUAGGGGAAUUCGGAACGCUGCACUCAGCGCAACCGCUGGUAUAAGAUCGAAUUUGAGCGGAUUCGCAUCGGUUAGGUCGGCGACACCCGAAUCAAUAGCACCAUCGCAUCAUGAAGGGCGAGCAUCAGCGAGAAAGAGAGACUACAAGGAAGAAAGCGACGAUGAAUCUGCGCCGGAGAAGCUGGUCGUCGUGCUCAAAGUCGGGAAAGCGAAAAUGCGAGAAUGGAUGCGUUCGCAACGGCUCAGGGACAGAGCCGCACACAUGUCGAACUUGUCGAACGCCGGCAGUCCUCGACCUGGCACGCAUUCACGGUCUGUAUCCGCGGCGCCUCUGAAUCUCGUAGGCAUGCCGCCUCCUCCCUCUCCAGCAAUGGCUCCGUCGUCGGCUUCAACAGAUAUUCCAGGUGCAGUUGACGCCACAGCCAAUCCAACGACCCCAGCACCUCCGCCGCCGGAGUGGCUUGUUCAAGAUCUACAACGUCUCCGUAAAACAUACCCGAACGAUCGUUUCGAGGCCCUCAUGAAACAUACUGCCGUUGAUCCGGCCACCCAGAAGCUUGUUACGCCGAGUGAAGCCACUCGAUCAUUUCCCCACAAAUAUGUGCCGCGUAUCAGGUGCUCUGACUGCCUUGGCAAGGUCUACCUACCGGGAGAUGGUUUGACGGCCACAAACUUCGAGUCUCACCUGAAGAAUCGCAAUCAUAGGUCCCACGUGGAAGCCCGGACGGCGAAGAAGGAGUCCACAUAG